This is a messenger RNA of Acanthoscelides obtectus, 502 nucleotides long. Lineage: Eukaryota; Metazoa; Arthropoda; Insecta; Coleoptera; Chrysomelidae. The record is from the annotation of a GenBank genome assembly.
GCUUCAAUACAAGUUCUUCGCUGUACUGAGUUGAGCUGGUUUUGACCUAUUUUUUGGCAACUGCCAGAAUUUAUUCAACAUGCCCGUCACACCCGAAGAGAAAAAGGCCUUAAAGGCUGAGAAAAAAGCCGAAAAAAAGAGAAAAGCGACCGAGAAAAAGAAACAACUCAAAAGGGACGUGCUAACGCGAGAGUUGAAGUACAGCGCGGUAACCUACCAGAGACACGAGAAAGAAUGGAGACAACUUCUUAUAGAAAAAGCCCUGCCAGGGAUGCGAGACGAUUUGGAGUUCGCGUGGAACAACUUCGAAAGAGUCAUCGACUGCAAGGAUUUCACCAUCUCACUUCUAAUGGACGAAAUAAGAGAUGCGGAACAACAGUAUAUGCUUAACUACAAAAAUCAUGUCGAGCACAUCGACAAACUUAUAGAUAUGUUUCGGGAAAGGCUCGAAGAACUGGCAGCUGACAAUGAACAUCAGCUUACGAAGCUGCAAGAAAGGUAG